Molecule: messenger RNA, 3177 nt
Organism: Penicillium brasilianum
Lineage: Eukaryota; Fungi; Ascomycota; Eurotiomycetes; Eurotiales; Aspergillaceae
Source: the annotation of a GenBank genome assembly
CCUGCCUGUAACAUCACCACUUUGUGCCAACUCCUUCUUUGUCUGCGUUCAAACUUGCAGGCCAUCUCAGAUCGUUUUGCAGUCAUUGAUCUUGUUCUUGGGGAGGUGGUCCAUCCCGUGAAGUCGAGUGCUUCUUACAUGCCGUAUCUUGAAUCGGUUUCUUGCUGGUCGAAACCGUCGCAGGACUGAAUCAACCGACUGACACCGCCAUUUCUUAUCGCAUACUCCAGGAUGGGUCCUCUGCGUCUUCACAUCGAUGGAAAGGUGUUUCGCGAUCCUCAGAAUCGAGAGAUACUGUUGAGGGGUAUCAACGUUGCUGGCGAUGCCAAAUACCCCAAAACGCCCGAUCUUCCUUCGUUUGUUUCGGACAAGUUCUUCGACGCAGACGAUGUUUCCUUUGUCGGGCGGCCCUUCUCGCUGGAAGACUCGCACGUCCACUUCAAACGACUGCGCAAGUGGGGCUAUAAUGCGAUUCGAUACAUCUUCACAUGGGAGGCAAUCGAGCAUGCCGGUCCGGGUAUCUACGACGAAGAGUGGAUCGCAUUCACCGUCGAGGUUCUGAGAAUAGCGAAGCAAUAUGAGUUUUACGUCUUCAUGGACCCUCAUCAGGACGUGUGGUCUCGAUUGUCUGGAGGAUCCGGCGCACCAAUGUGGACACUUUAUGCGGCAGGCCUGAAUCCCAAAGGGUUCAAAACCACAGAAGCUGCACUCGUCCAAAAUACAUAUGAUAACCCUGCUGAUUUCCCCAAGAUGAUCUGGAGCACGAACUAUACCCGUCUCGUAUGCCAGACCAUGUUCACCCUCUUUUGGGCCGGCAGAGACUUUGCGCCCAAAGCUAUCAUCAACGGCAUGAAUAUUCAAGACUAUCUACAGGCUCACUUCAUUGCAGCCUGUAAGCACCUGGCGCAACGAAUUCAUGAGGCCGGGGAUAUUGAACACGAUGUAGUGAUUGGCUGGGAGAGUAUGAAUGAGCCCCAUCGAGGCCUGAUCGGAGUGCAGGAUAUUUCUACAAUUCCCCCGGAACAACAGCUUCAGCUUGGAACCUCACCGACGGCCUUCCAGGCAAUGCUCACUGGCGCCGGGCGAGCUUGCGAGGAAACUACCUGGAGCUUUGGCAGCUUUGGGCCCUACCAGACAGGCAGACAGCUUGUGGACCCAGAGGGUGAAUUAGCCUGGCUGCCUGUCGGCCAUGAUGAUAGCAAAUACGGCUGGCAACGAGACUCCGGAUGGAAACUCGGAGAGUGCAUUUGGGCCCAACAUGGAGUCUGGGAUCCCGACACGGAUACCCUACUUCAGAAGGACUAUUUCUCAAAGGUGCCCAGCACUGGAGAGCCUUUAAACUACGAGAUAUUCACCAACACCUACUUUUUGGAACACUACCGAAAAUACAGAGAUGCAAUUCGAGGCAUCUGGCCUGCGGCGAUACUGCUGUGUCAGCCACCCGUGAUGGAAGUGCCUCCCGACUUGAAAGGAAGCAAAGACGAUGACCCAAAUAUGGUCCAUGCUGUUCAUUACUACGACGGUUUAACUCUUUUGACUAAACACUGGAACCGCCUCUACAAUGUGGAUGUCAUUGGUGUUCUCCGAGGCAAGUACUGGGCACCGGCGUUUGCUGUCAAGGUCGGAGAGUCGGCGAUUCGCAAUUGUCUGCGUGACCAACUCAAGUUUCUUCGCGAAGAGAGUUUGAAGUACAUGGGUAAUCAUCCACUUCUCUUCACCGAGAUUGGCAUUCCAUAUGACAUGGAUAACAAGCAUGCCUACGAGACUGGAGACUAUAGCAGUCAAACGAGCGCGAUGGAUGCCAAUCACUUCGCCAUUGAAGGCAGUACCUCAAAUGGCUUUACCCUGUGGGUGUAUCAGACAGAGAACAAUCACGAAUGGGGCGAUCUUUGGAAUGGCGAAGACCUGUCUAUUUACUCCCGAGACGAUUUGGAACUUCCGACCAAAGCCACGUACACCUCCCUAAAUCCACAGUCCCCUGCCUACUCUGAAAGCCAUAGCAGUGGAGACGAGCCGGAUGUCGAUCCUCGCAAUCUCAAGCGCGCACUCACAAAUCCCUCAAUCACCAGUGUUAGCUCUCAAACUCCCAAGGGCUACCGGGCCGCCGAGGCUUUCCUUCGCCCAAGUCCAACAUACGUGAACGGGGCCCUGGACAGCCAUGUCUUUGACCUUCGGAGUUGUACGUUCACCAUGACUUUGACGGCAAAAGUCGCUACCAAAGCCGACGCCCCAACAGAGAUUUACCUGCCCGAGUUUCACUUCCCUGAGAGUAUGACUGUCAUCGCGGCAAGCGGGGGGAAGUGGGAAAUUGACUACCAGGAAAUCAAGUCCAUUAAGAUUCAACGAUUACGAUGGUGGCACGCCGAAGGCGAGCAGAGCAUCAAAGUUGAGGGAGUCAAGCGCAAAGCUGGGGAGAUUUCGGUGAUCUUAUGUACAAAGCAAUGCUAGCUCUAACAAUGGUUGACAGCUUGGGUACAAAGCAAUGCUAGCUCCGCUCAAGCAGGUGAGAGGUUGAUCAAUCUAAAAGCGUAGCUCGCUUCGGAGCGAAGUAAGUCUAUGUCGAAGUAUAGAAUCUCAUUCGGGUUGCGACCGGGUCGUAGUAUAGACCCGAAAAGCUCACGGCGGGUAACUCCCAGUCUUUGAGUCUGAGUUGUGUUCGGAAUGGGGAAGAUUUCCUUCGAAAUGUCAGAUUAUUACGACGAGGAAAUGCUCUCGGAUGUACAUACCUCGGACUGUGUCAUUGUAGGUUGACCAUUUAGGUCGAGUCUCCAUGCCUCGACUGUGCCCGCGACGACGGUUCCCUGCUGUCGGAUUUUCCAAUUUACAAGAAUCACGACAUCGAUAUCCCCGCCACCCCCCCUUAGGAGGAGCUCCAUGUCCUCUUUCAAGGCGGGUGCGGACUGCGACCAGCCAACCUCGACUGCAAUGGUGGGGAGUAAUUCCUCGUCCUUGGGACGGAAGAAAAAGUCGGGCUCCUUGUAGCUUUUCGCGAAUGGUGAGGUGGGCAAUUUGAUGGUUGUCCCAACGCCGGUAUCGAUUUCUUUGUAUUCAGCCCAGUCAAUAAAGCCGCUUUCGACCCAUCCCGAGCAGGAUUUCGUCAACCAUCGUUGAAUGCAGUCAUGACCCUCCCCAGGCAUCUUAACCCGUAGGGUUCUGGAGUUUGUGUUCCAAGUUUGC